Molecule: messenger RNA, 606 nt
Organism: Hippocampus comes (tiger tail seahorse)
Lineage: Eukaryota; Metazoa; Chordata; Actinopteri; Syngnathiformes; Syngnathidae
Product: myelin and lymphocyte protein-like
Exons: 4
Coding region: 96-596 (166 amino acids)
Biological process (GO): myelination
Cellular component (GO): membrane
Molecular function (GO): structural constituent of myelin sheath
Source: RefSeq, a predicted model, not a curated record
GUAAAAAGCAUAUUAAAAGCAGUCACACAUCUCAUUCCGCGGCCACACAUACAAAUACACAUUUACAUACACAUUGAGGCAUUGUGUUUGGGAUUAUGGCUUCCACCACCUCGGCAGAUGUUCUGCCCACCGGCGGCAGGAUCUUCACCAGCAUCCCCGACUUGUUCUUCAUCCCGGAGUUUGUGUUUGGAGGUCUGGUGUGGAUCCUGGUGGCGUCCACUCGCGUGUAUCCGGACCAUCCGUUGGGUUGGGUCAUGUUUGUGUCCGUCUUUUGCUUCGUCUUCACCACGCUUUGGUUCUUCCUCUUCCUGUGCGGAGCCAAUCAGAGCAGCAUCUGGCCAGCUCUCGAUACGUUCUACCAUUUCUUGGCGGUGGUGUUCUACUUGAGCGCGUCGGUGAUCUUGGCGUAUAUCACUGUGCUGAAAGGCUGGGGAAUCACCAUCAACUCGGGCGGCACUGUGUCGCUUGUGCCCCUCAUCCGAGAAGGCCUCAAGAUCUACAGGCUGGAUAUCGCCGCUGUGGUGAUGUCAUACUUGGCCACGCUCCUCUACUUCCUGCAUGCCAUCUUCUCCGCCAUCCGCUGGCAGAGAGCCUAAAGGGGAACCC